Messenger RNA from Petromyzon marinus (sea lamprey), 5084 nucleotides. NCBI's taxonomy places the organism in Eukaryota, Metazoa, Chordata, Hyperoartia, Petromyzontiformes, Petromyzontidae. The record is from RefSeq and is a predicted model, not a curated record.
GGGGGUCAGGGGUCAUGGGACCGCCAAGGCGGAAGUGGAACCGCGCACCGGAAACGAGGAGUCGCUGCGCGUCUUUUACAUCAACACCAUCACCACCACCAUCAACAUCUUCACAUCAUCAUCAUCGCCACCACCACCAUUGCUAACGCUACAUCGUCAUCACAUCUACAACAUUAACAUUACAUCCACUAUCACACCUCCCCCCCCCUCAUAAUUUUAAUCAACUAUUCAUCAGCACCAUCACCCCAUCACCAGCAUCGCCAACCCUUCAUCACCGAUACCACUACAUCAUCAUCAUCAUUGCAUCCACAUCAUCACUGCCAUCACGUUGUUUGCAACCCCGUCACGGUUCUCACGACGCGGUCGCCUGCAACCGCGCUUCGCUGGGCCCGCGUUUUUCGCGGGAGACGGAGACGGAGCGGAUGCGUCACACACGUGUACCGGCGGAGCUAGAGCAAGUGCCGCCCCUGUACCCCGGCGCCGGUCGUGCUGCUGGCGCUGAGAAGAUGCCAAGAUGAGGUCGUCGGGAGGAGAUCGCGCCAGCGAGUCCUGCCUUCCGCCCAAGAAGCGCGAGCUGCUGCACAACGCCGACGCCCACGAUGGCGGCGCCCACGGCUUGCCGCCGCCGCCGGCGCCACCGGCGCCGCCCCGCCCGCCGAUGCUCGCCUCGCCCUGCGAGCGCCCCUCGCUGGACCACCCGUCCUCGGAUCGCACCGCCGAGGGCCUCUCUUGGCUGGAGUCGCUCGCGGCGAGCCAGGGCCAGUCGGGCCGCGCCGGCUACUCGCCGCCGGUGCUUCUGGCCAACGCCGGCGACGGUUACGGCGACACCUCCGUCGGCAAGCAUCCGCCGCCAGGCCUCUACAGCUGCUCCCCCUCGCCCAUCGACUACUCGCCAGGGGCGGCAUCCGCCCGCACCUACGUGGCGGCGGCGACGGCGCCGCUGGUGGCCGUCUAUUCCACUUCGCCGCUGGGACAUGGCGCCGUCUCGUACCCGUCGGGGUUGCAGUACCCGCCGAUACAGUACAUUGGCGGCGUGCCCUACGCGACCGCCGCGUACCAAUCGCAGGCCUUCCUGCACCCCUCCCUCGUCACGGCCCGUACAAGCUCGCUAGACUCGUACUCCGCCAUGCUGGCCGGACUUGGCGGCUCGCAGCAGCAGCUGCAGCAGCAUCAGCAGCAUCAGCAGCUGCAGCAGCAGCAACAACAGCAACAGCAGCAGCAGCAUGGAGGGGGGCAGGCAUAUGGGAAUCCCCAAGCCAUGCUCUCUUUCCUGGCUUCACCCGCAGCUGCAUACGGUGUACCACGCGGAAUGCCCUCGCCGGGAAUGCCCCCCAUGCCCAUCCACCCGGCGCUGUUGUCGCCGGGGCCCGGCAUGGUGGGCGUGGCGGCGCCGCCGGUGUCCGCCUCGCUGCAAUACUCGGAGGCCAUGUACCGCUUGGGUCUCUCGUCGCACCCUUCGCCGCCGGUGGGCGGCGACCGCCUGGGAAUGAAUGAGCGGGCGACGGGUGGCGGUGAGUGCCACGGAGGUGGCGGCGGUGAGCGGCAUGGUGGCGGUGAGCGGCACGGCGGUGGUGGCGGUGAGCGGCCGGCGGUGAGCGGCACGGCGGUGAGCGGCACGGCGUUGGUGGCAGCGAGCGGCACGGCGGUGAGCGGCACGGCGAUCCUGGGCCGCAACCCGCGCUGCUCCGUGCUGCAGGCGCUCGACGCUGGUACUCGCCGCUCCCCGACCCCGGACCCGGACGGCGCCAUGAGGCCCCGCCGGCCUCCGCACCCCUCCCCCGACGGCGCUGGCGCCGCCGCCCCCGCGGCCUCUCGCGCCACGCCCUGGCGCCACGGUGACGGCGCGGGAGCGGCGCGGGAGCGGCGCGCGGACCGGGACCGGCGGCGCCCGCUACGCCGCCGCGGCCGCGCCUCCGCCACCGCGGGCAGCAGCACCACGACGCUGCCCACGCGUACGCGGCCGGCAGGGGCCUCGGCGGGAAGGCCACCGUUGCACGUCGUGCCUGACCGAGCGCCGGCCGCCACCAGGGAGCUCGGGGGCGGGUAUCAGGACGGGCACGGCCGCGUCGGGCAGCACCAGCCGCUGCUGGCGGCCCUGGAUUCCGUCGCCCACGACCAGGCCGGGGUGCCGACGACGCAGAGGCCCGACUCGGCGUUCGAUCGCCGGCACGGCCCCGACCGGCGCCACCACGGUCACGCGGGGGGUCAGGCGCCACCGCUGCCCGCGACCUCGCCAUCGCCCGCGCCCACGCCGCCGCUGCCCCCGCACUUUACGCGUGGCUCGGUGAUCGCGCUCGCGGGCGGGGGGCUCAAGCGCGUGGAAGAGCUGCGCACGGAGGACUUUGUGUGCAGCGCCGAGGCGAGCGGGGAGCUGCGCGUCGACUCGAGCACGCUGGCGGCCAUCCAGCCCGCCGCGCAGCCCCGCUGCAACUUGCUGCACUUCUCCGUGGGGCCCCAGCGCCUGCAGGUGACGGUGCAGGUGAGCGUGGAGCACCCCUUCUUCGUGUUCGGCCGGGGCUGGGCGUCGUGCGAGCCGGAGCGCACCGAACGCGCCGCGGGGCUGCGCUGCUCACGCCUGCGCGUCGGCGACGUGUGCGUGUCGCUGGCGCUGCGCUCCGAGCCGUCGGGCCACGGCGACGGCGGCGCCGAGGAGCCGUCGGCGGCGUGGAGGACGCGCGGCGGCCCGGUCGCGCCGGACGCCGGCGGCAGGAACCGCGCCGCGCCCACUCCGGCCACAGGGGCGGUCUCGGCCGCCGGCGGUCGGACGUGGUGGAGGAGGGAAGGUGGCGCCUCGCCGGCCGCCGGCGCGGCGGACGACCGAGGAGGAGAAAGGGAGGGACUCGCCGGGAGGGAUUGCGAGUGGUGGGGCGGCGGGGGCCCUCCGGCACGGCCGUCGCGCAAGCGGCGCUGGUCGGCGCCCGACGUUCGCGAGCCGGCGCCGGCCCCAUCGGACGCGGCGCCGCCCUCCUCCCCUUCCUCCUCGCCGCGCCCUCCCCCCGCGUUCAUCCCGCACCAGCUCAAGGUCUCCAUCGAGGGCCGAUCCAACACUGGCUCGUAGGCCGCAACGGGCGGUGGUGGCGCGCGAUGCCGGGCGAGACGCGCGAUGGCGCGGCCGGCGCCCCCCCCGGCUGCUAGGGACGGACGUCGGUGAGCGCGGUCCCAGCUCGGUGCGACGUGGCAUGGUUUAGGUGGCGUGUGUGGUGCGGGUGGUGCAUUGGGGUUGGUGUGUGUGGUGCGGUGAAGAGCGUAUGCUGUGGUGUGGCGUGCACUCGACCAGCAAAAGGGUCAAGGUGUUCUGUGGCUCCAGUUUCAGUUGGCGAUGAGCUCUGUCUCAGGUUUUGUAACCGCCGGUGACGUGAGCAUCUCCUUAAUACAUCCUAGUGUAAUUACUGAUUAGCAUACAGCCGCAGAGAUCCUGCCUUUUUGUAAUGGGCAGCACACUGGACUUGCAAUCCAGACGUCGCAAUGAAGCACAUUUCUUAUAUCCCCCCCCCCUCUCGUCUCUGUCCACACGGCAGUUAUCGACGGGUACUGCACAUACGGUCAGCAAGGGCGCUUGCGGUGGGGUGCGUCAGACUUGCGUCGCAGCGUAGGCCAAUUAUGCCACUGUGGUGAGAUGUUAAAUACCUCGCCUGGUAUGCAGGAGGUCGUGGGUUCGAGCCCGACCCUGACGCUUCGAAAUUUGGAGUUUGCGCGUUCUCCCCGUGGUUGCGUGGAUUCUUCUCCAGGUCCUCGGGUUUUUUGUUUUCCCCCCCUCAUUUAGAAUCAACAUUUCACUUUCGGGAGUAUUUCGACGCUAGAAAUUUCCAUGUGAUAAGUCCCUUCGCAGGGGCUGUCAUUUGUGGUGGCCAGGUCGCGUCUGAAAAUGAGCUACACAGCUCAGUGGGCCUUACCCGGUAAAAUAAAAAAAAAAUGUAGUUAUUUUUUCGUAGGUAAAAUUUUUCUAUUCCACAUCCUCCCUCACUUCGUGCAUUGCAACAUCCUGACGUUCCGGACGGCAUUACCAGGGGCAUCGACAGGAUCAGGCACACCCCGGACUCAUCAGAGCAGGCGGGAGGAAAGAGUAAAGUGGUGGCGGGUUUAACGACACAUUUAUACAUUUUUGCGAUCUAACCCAAAAAACCUGUAUUAUGAAUAAUAAUAAUAAUUACACUUAUUUUGCACUUUUCAUCAAGGAUCGCAAGCGCUGUACAGAACACAGCAGCGGCAGGCACUCGGUGGGAAAUAAUAAAUAUAUUAUUAAUUCUUUAAAUCCAUUUAAUAAAUUAACUUAAACAUGAAUAGGUGGAUGCGUAUAUUAAUUGGUUUUAAGACUCAUUUAAAAAAAUGUCCACGGACUCAAGAGAUCCAUCUGAUAUCUCGUGGAAGAGCGUUCCAUAGCCUGGAGGCUAAACGGGGAAAAUCUCUGUUACCCAUAGACCGAGGCCUCGCCCUGGGAAUACAGAGAGAAAAUCUGCGUCAUGCCCAGAUCUUAGGGACCUUGAGGGGGGGACACAUGGGUGCAGCAUGUCAGUGAUGUAGGCUGGGGCAAGAUGGUUCACUGCUUUGUUAAAUUAACAAUAGGGUUUUAAACUGCGUUCUUUGUGAAACUGUAAGCCAGUGCAGGGAGGCAAACACGGGCGUAAUACGAUGUAAAGGAGGCGUUCUGGUUAACACUCUAGAAAUCGCAUUUUGAACAUCCUGAAAAUUGAUUGGCACCUUCUUAGCCACGCCGGGGAGUAAGUAAUACAUCCACAGUAGUCUAUGCGAGAUGAGAUGGACCAGGUAGAGAGUAGGGAUCGGUUAUGGGAGAUAUUUCGCCAGAUGGAAAAAUUAAGUCUUUGUGAUCUUUUUAAUAUGAGCCUUGAAGGACAAUGAUGACCCCGAGAUUUGUGACUUCUUGUGCCGGACUGAUUACAUGACCGUUAAUUGUAAUGUUGGAGGGUGCAGCUUUAUGAAAUUGGUGGGGUGACCCAAUUAGCUAUGUAGCUCUUUUUCAGAAGCGACCUGGCCACAAAUGAUAGCUCAGAGAGGUGGCCUGUCACCACUUGGGAAUUUAUAGCAGCCAAGUACUCUGAACGCACGUUGAUUUAAAAUGUUCAGGA